Messenger RNA from Aspergillus alliaceus, 1377 nucleotides. RefSeq names its product histidine phosphatase family protein. Gene Ontology annotation, biological process: dephosphorylation. NCBI's taxonomy places the organism in Eukaryota, Fungi, Ascomycota, Eurotiomycetes, Eurotiales, Aspergillaceae. The record is from RefSeq and is a predicted model, not a curated record. The transcript is spliced from 3 exons. Bases 1 to 1377 code for a protein of 458 amino acids. Gene Ontology annotation, molecular function: phosphatase activity.
AUGAUUUCCCUCCUUCUUACCCUCCUCUCCGGUACGCCAUCUCUCGCGUCGCGGGCGACCUUCUACCCGCCCCUUAACCACACCACCUUCAUCACCAAUACCUCUCUUGGCCCGUAUGGCGGCAUUUACAGCGCCCCGGCCGACCAGGCCAGCCCUAUAGGCGAUGUAUACAACUACUGCACCAUGCCCCACCCGCACCUAGAUACAUACUCCCUGCCACCUCCCAUGGCCAAUCACUCCGUCACUGCUCGGCUUGUGUACCUUGAGUAUCUCCAGCGCCAUCAACGUCGCACCCCAUAUAAUAUCCUUCCCGGGGGAGAAAAUCAAGACUACAACUGCGACAACAUUCACCCCCAUCUCUACGCAGCACCAGCUACUCCAGGGACCCAUCCGGCGACAGUCUACGGACAAGCCUACUCGGACCCAUCCAACCCGUUCUUGACCACUUAUGUCAAUGGAUCAUGUCAGUAUCCUCAACUCACGAUCGGAGGUCUCGUAGACGGCUAUCAACACGGUCGGGACCUCCGUGCCGUCUAUGGCGACCAGCUAGGUUUGAUCCCCGAUACCCCGGAUGCAACGGUGUGGUUCCGCUCUAGCUCCUCCGCCCUAACCCAAGGCUCCGCGGGCGGUGUCCUCCGCGGUGUCUUCCGGGAGCACAGCGGACCAAUCCCGCUCCACCAGCAGGCCUCCGGCAUCGACAGCGUGGACCGCGGGUUUCCUUGUUCCGCUCGGGACACACUCCUCUCCGCCAUCCAAUCCACCGCAGAAUGGAACGAACAUCUUUCCGUCACCGAGCCAUUGCGCACCCGAUUAUCCACCAUGUUCAACGCCACCUCAUCGUGGACCGCCACCUUCGACCAUUUCGCCGACAAUUUCCAGGCCCGCCUAUGCAACGGCUACGACCUCCCCUGUCGCAUCCAGGACGAAUCCGACUGCGUGACAACCGACCAAGCGAACGAGGUCUUCCGCGCCGGCGACUGGGAAUGGAACUAUUGGUGGCGGACCAACGCGAACGCCACGCGGUACAUUCAACUCGUCGAAGGGCUUUUUAUCGGCGAGAUCGUGCGGAAAUUCGAGGCUGUGCAGGAGGGUAAAUCCGAUCUCGUGUACAGCCAUAACUUCGUACAUGACGGCGAUAUCGGACCUAUUCUGGGAGCGUUGGGAAUUAAAUCUCUCCGCUGGCCCGGCAUGGCAUCAAACAUCGCUUUUGAGAUUUGGGAGACAUCGGAUUCAGAUCUCUACGCAAGAGUCCUAUACAGCGGAGCUGCAAUUGAAACUAUUCACGGAACGCUCGAGUGGAUUCCGUUGUCCGCAUUAAUCGACAUUUUAAAACCGUUCAUCCCGGAUGAUAUCAUAUCCAUGUGUAACUUAAGCUAA